Molecule: messenger RNA, 1962 nt
Organism: Aspergillus pseudotamarii
Lineage: Eukaryota; Fungi; Ascomycota; Eurotiomycetes; Eurotiales; Aspergillaceae
Exons: 5
Coding region: 1-1962 (653 amino acids)
Biological process (GO): cytoplasmic translational initiation
Cellular component (GO): eukaryotic translation initiation factor 3 complex; cytoplasm
Molecular function (GO): translation initiation factor activity
Source: RefSeq, a predicted model, not a curated record
AUGUUGCCGAUCGUAUUUCUCUCCACUUUGGUGGCCUCCGCUACUGCAGCGACCACCGCCAGCAACUAUACUUUCCCUGAGGGAUUCGAUCUGAACCAGGUGAAACCCGCGGAUAAGUCUGCCUGGUGUCAGGCCGAGCGGAACGCCUGCCCUAAGAUCUGCGGCGGAGUUGCUGAUAAGAACACUUGUGACCCGCAAACUCUUGGUUUCACUUGCACAUGCUCCAAUGGCACCGAUGCUGACGUCGCGCCUUACGCGGAAACUAUCCCCUUCUUCGUCUGCCAGGAGAACUACCGCCAGUGCAUCGACCGCUCUACUGACCUUGACGGCGACGAAAAAUGCAAGGAGGCCCAAAGCCAGUGUGGUUCGAAAAAUGCGUCCGAUGCCUCUGGCUCGUCUUCAUCGACUAGUACGACCACGUCCUUGCCUACCUCAACUGGUUCUUCGGGGUCUAGCAAAAGCGAAAGCUCAUCCACUGGCACCGCCACGAGCAGUGGCAGCACAAGCAGCACAACCGCUAAUGCUGCUGUGCGCAUGGCCCAGGACCAUGCGACGGGUAUCUUGGCAACGGUACUCUUCCUGGGUCUCCGUCUCGGCUCCUUCAGCGAACUCGCCGACGAGUUCGCCCAGUACCUCGACGCACUGCGCAAAAGCGAAGGCACCACCACCAUUCAGGCCGAAAUCUCCCCGCUCUUGGAACCCCUCCGCCAGCAGGAACAGAGUGACGCUGAGCCCGAUCGGAAACAGCGUGAUGAGGUUCUCAAGAAGCUGGUCUCGGCGGCAUCCGUGUUGAAUAAUGCUCCAGAGAAGGAGAUCAUCUCCGCCUACAACCUUCUCGUCCAUCUUAUUCACUACGCCUCAGACCCUGACAUGUUCCUCUCCCGCAUCUGCUCCUACCUCGCUAAACCCAUCACCUCCUCCACUCAAUUCGGACCCUCGCUGGCCAUCUCUAUCCUUUCCACCAUCUUCAACACCCUCGCUCCUACCGACUCCAGCCGCUUCCAUGUCUUCCUGGGUAUUGUCGCAGUCAUCCGUCAGUCCGGCUCCACAGUCGCUUUCGAAGCCCUCAAGCCUCAGUUGACCGCUCAGCUGCCCACCUGGCUGUCCUCCUGGGAGUUGGAUGAGGAAGAGGCUCAGCGCCUGCAUCUCGCUGUUGCAGAUGCCGCUCAGGCUGCGGGCGACCCGGAGCUGGCACAGACUCAUAUUGUGCAGGCUCUGCAGACCAUUCCAGCCGCGCAGGCUUCGUCCAAGGAGGCCCGCGACCUCGCCAUCCGCGCUCUCACCUCCGCUCUCACCCACCCCGCUGUGUUCGACUUCACCCCUCUGACGGCCUCGGACGCCGUCCAGGCUCUUCGCUCCAGCGACAGCACCCUGUUCGAGCUUCUUGAGAUCUUUACGGCCGACACUCUCGAUGCUUACGAGGCUUUCAUCACCGCCACUCCCUUGGCAGGCAUCUCCGGCGGUGUGCUGGCCGACGCUGGCGAAGCGCUGCAGAACAAGAUGCGCCUAUUGACUUUGGCCUCUCUGGCUGCCUCGACCCCUUCCCGUUCCUUGCCCUAUGCCACGAUCGCCGCGGCUCUGCGUGUGCCGGCCGAAGAUGUCGAGAAAUGGGUCAUCGAUACAAUCCGUGCUGGUUUGGUCGAGGGUAAGCUGUCUCAGCUGCGGUCCGAAUUCCUAGUACACCGCGCCACCUACCGUGUUUUUGGCGAGAAGCAGUGGGCGGAAGUGCAGGGUCGCUUGAUGGUCUGGCGCCGCAGCCUCGAGAACGUUCUGGGCGUCCUUCGUACCGAGCGGGAGCGUUUCGUCCGUGAAAGCCUGCAAGCCGCUGCAGCAGCAGAGGAAGCCGCUCAGGGCAAGUCGAACGACAAGGGUAACAAGUCCGGAGAUCGUCGGCAGCGCCAUGGCAACAACCAACAAUCUCAGCAGCAACAGCAGCCCCAGGAGGUGGCUGCCGCGGAGUAA